AUAUACACAGAGAACAUGAAACAAUGGGUGUUACCAUACACCCUGUAACGAGAGUGAUCAGGAAAGUUCUUCUCAACCGCUGGAGACGCUCCCUGCGGCGGAAAGCCAAUGAGGGCCGUGCCGCGCCGCCAACCUGACGACAGCGGAAGCUCUGCACGAGGGGCUGGGCUGGGCUAAAGCCCUGUCCGGCUGCCUGGAGCGAGCUGGGCGCUUGUGUCCUGCCCGCCGAGCCAAGGCGCGGGGGCACCUAGAGCUGUCUCCCGGGCUGGCCGCUUCCGCAUGGGGCGGCUGCCGCUGAGCCUCGCCGGGGCCGGGUGAGGCGGCGCCCCCUGCUCGCUGGCUGCGGACGCUGCUGGGAGCCGAGCCCCGCCACCUGGAGCGGGGAUGUCCGCGCCGUGCUGCGCGGGCCAGUUGGCCUGUUGCUGUGGUACUGCUGCUUGCUCCCUGUGCUGCAAAUGCUGCCCCAAGAUAAAGCAAUCUACGAGCACCCGCUUCAUGUAUGCACUUUACUUCAUACUGGUAACGCUCAUCUGCUGUAUCAUGAUGUCAAGAACAGUAGCUACUGAAAUGAAAGAGCACAUUCCUUUUUAUGAGCACAUCUGCAAAGGUAUUCAAGCAGGUGAAACGUGUGAGAAGCUAGUGGGAUACUCUGCGGUUUAUAGGGUCUCUUUUGGAAUGGCAUCUUUCUUCUUUAUCUUCUUCUUACUUACCAUCAAAAUUAACAACAGCAAAAGCUGCCGAGCAUAUAUUCACAAUGGGUUCUGGUUCAUUAAGCUUCUAGUUUUGGCAGCCAUGUGCUCAGGAGCUUUUUUCAUUCCAGAUCAAGACACCUUCCUUAAUGCCUGGCGCUAUGUAGGUGCAGCGGGAGGAUUCCUUUUUAUACUUAUUCAGCUUAUCCUGCUUGUGGAGUUUGCACACAAAUGGAAUAAAAACUGGACUGCGGGCACAACACAUAAUAAACUGUGGUAUGGCUUACUAGCUCUGGGCACUCUCGUCUUGUACUCCGUUGCUGUGGGAGCCGUGAUUUUGAUGGCUGUCUUUUACACGCGCUCCGAGGGCUGCACAUACAACAAGAUCCUGCUUGGUGUAAAUGGUGGCCUGUGCAUUCUUAUUUCAUUGGUAGCUAUCUCACCCUGUGUCCAAAGUCGCCAGCCACACUCUGGUUUGUUGCAGUCAGGAGUUAUCAGCUGCUAUGUCAUGUAUCUCACCUUCUCAUCUCUGUCAAGCAAACCACCAGAAACUAUCCUGGAUGAGAACCAUAAGAACAUUACAAUCUGCGUACCUGAUUUUAGCCAGGGUUUGCCCAGAGAUGAGAACCUGGUUACUGGAUUGGGCACUACUCUUCUGUUUUGUUGCAUUUUAUAUUCUUGUUUGACCUCAACAACUCGUGCAAGCUCUGAAGCACUGAGAGGAAUAUAUGCAACGCCUGAAACUGAAGUAGCUCGUUGCUGCUUUUGCUGUGCACCAGAUGGAGAUGCUGACGCCGAAGAGCAUGUUGAAGAAAGGGGCGGUCAGACUGUAAUAUAUGAUGAAAAGAGAGGCACAGUAUACAGCUAUGCCUACUUCCACUUUGUUUUCUUCUUGGCUUCUCUCUACGUGAUGAUGACAGUAACUCACUGGUUCCAUUAUGAAAGUGCUGAGAUUGAAAAAUUCUUCAGUGGAACCUGGUCCAUCUUCUGGAUUAAGAUGGCGUCAUGUUGGGUGUGUGUCCUACUCUACCUAUGGACUCUCAUAGCACCUCUCUGCUGUCCAACCCGACAAUUCUCAGUGUGAGACUUCACAAGUGCGAUCGUUACAAAUACUUCAGUCACUUUGUGCUGGAGAAAUAAGUCUAUCAAUCAGGUGUCUUAACAUGCUGGUUAGUUACCUCUUGUCAGAUGAAACAUAGAUCUGAAGACUUCCUCUUUUUUAACCAUUUUUUUUAACUGAACAAAAAUGUAACUCCAAGGAACAAAUCUACUGAAAGACAGUGUUGCAACACUGAUGCAGAAGGGUGGGGAAAAUAUGGGUGAUGAUACAUAAACUGGAAUAAAUAAAACUGUUGUAGAAUAACUGACCAUCUGACUUUAUUGGCAAGAAGAGCAAAGCCAAACAUAGUGCAAAGUGUAUCUUUCCCUCCUGUGGAAUGUCAGAUACCUUGUAACAAAAGGAAAUGUAUUUGUUUUUAUACUUUUCAUUACUGAUGCCAUUUACAGCAGUGGUGAUUCAAAUUCAAGCUAUCCUUUUAUACUUCAUACAAGUCUUGAUACCUGUCUCCAGAUAACUUUCUCCACAAAUGCACCUAAAGUACUACUUUAGUAGUAGAAAACGAGUAAAUGUUUGACUGGGGUGGGAGUUGGGCAAUGUAGCUUCUCAAAGGUUUCUAAAUAUAUUAAAUUACUCAAUAUAUAUAUUAAGUUAUUACAAAUAUGGAAUGAUAGAGAAACAUACCAAUGGCAAUAGAAAUAUUUAUUAUGUAAACUGAAAGGCACCUUUUAAGUACAAUUGAUCAUAUGGAGCGCUAGGAGACAUAUAUCUGAAAUAUUCAGAGAUACUAAAUAUUGUCAAAGGAAAUGCUGUUUUUGUCUCUUUUUUUAACUUCAAAUUUCUACAGAAGCUAAAUUGUAGUAUAAUUCAAAACAGACCCAAUUAUCAGCGAAAUGUGAAUGCUGCAUGUGUAGUAUAAACUAUCGUAAUGGAAUUCUGAGGGAUUUGUUUUGCAAGCAGUAACUGAGUGCAAACUGCCCAGUCUGUACAGGGAUAUUAUGCAUGGUACAUUCUUUAUUAAAGAAAAAUCACAAUGUGUGCCACACAAUCAAAGGAGAUUCUAAGCAAAUAUAGGGAAACAUUGCUCAACAUCUUUAACCUUAAAAAUGAGAGUGCUGAGCAUUAUUUUUGUCUAAAUAUUUACCCACAUUUAGAGGUUUCCCUCAGACUUUAACCUCAAAUUUUCACUACUGAUUUCCUAAUACUUUAACGUUGGGUUAUGGCCAGGAAAGGAACUAUGUAAAACGGCAUCACCUUACUCAAUAUGUCUGCAUCUUGGGUAUUUAGAGUUGUGCACUUUUUUGGGAAAAAUAUUUUUCUACUUCUUUACUCCAGCUCCCUAUAAUGGCACAGCAGUGCUAUGAGAGUGUGAGCAAAAUUCUAUUCUAGUGACACAUCAUUAACAGUUUGGCCAGUUAAAUUCCAUGUGGAGAAUCUUCCCAGCAAGUUAAACGAUUUUUUUUAAUAUGAAUGGAAUAAACGUGGUCAGGAGAUUACUGAGCCAAUAAACAUGGACCCUUCAUUGCCGUUAUUAGUUAGUUUUUUCCUGGUUAGAACUACUCUUUAUAUCAGUUAUUCAGUAGGUAAAUAAAAAGAAAACUAAUAUGAAUCCUUCUGAAUUCCAAUAGUUUUGAAACUAACCUAUUCAUACUAGUUUGUCAAAUUAAAAUAGAAAGAAAGAAAACUAUCCACUUUGAUAUGACUAUGCUGUCCGUGGAACUACAAAAAGUUAGUGAGCUUUACAUCUGUGCUGGCCAGAAGCUGGGAAUGGGUGAGAGGGAAUGGAUCACUUGGUGAUUACCUGUCUGUUCAUUCUCUCUGAAACACCUGGCACUGGCCACUGCUGGAAGAUCUGAUACUGGGCCACAUGGAUCUUUGGUCUGACCCAGUAUAGCCGUUCUUCUGUUCAUCUUUUAUUAUUUUUUUUUUUUAAACUUGGACCCUUUCUUUAGGAAUCAAAUACUUGUAGCUUAAUGUGUUAAAAGGAAAAAAACCCACAUGAUUCUGAUGUAAAUAGAUGGUCUAUGAACACAUUAUCAUGCCUUGAUUGUUCUAUAUUGCCAUAAUUAUGGGAGUUCUAUUACUGCCAUAUUACUUGGCACUUACUAUGAUAGAUUUGUUCGGUUAAUGCUAUCUCUCUAGUACUUUUAACAUGCAUAUCACUGGCAUCUGUACACUGAGGGGUAAGAUGGAGAAUUCUGGUUCCUGGCUUUAGCAGGAGUUAGAUGCAGUUUUUUAUAGCCAGGGUAUAGGUACCCUCUUUCGUCAGCUUAUUGUUUGACUUUCCUUUUCUCCCAGGUCUUUUCCCUAAACAACCCUUACAAAAACAAAACAUACCAUCCAGUGCUAGCUUCCAGUAUUGCAUUUUAACAACUCAGAAAAACCGUUUGCUUAAUGCUAAGAACGAUCAUUGAAAUAAAGAGCAGAAAUAAACCUUUCCCCAUUGCUACUGGGGGAAGGGAACGGGCGCUCCUAAAGACCUCUCAGGUUAAAGGUUUCUGGGCUUUCUCCUUGGAACCAGAAGGGCGGGAAGUGACUGUCUCAUUCUGGGGUCUGAGCUGAUCUGAUAUGGCUCUGUAAGGGUUGAAUUACUCCCAAACCCUGCACAUCCUCCUCCCUCAAGUAAACGCUGCAGAGUUCGUGAAGUCCUAUAAACUUAUGUUACUAACCCCAAUGUUCCCAGGGGCUUAGAUAUCCAUCAGAAUCCCCUCCAUGCUGAAAACUGAUGUGUGGGUUUCUUUGGUAUGGCCGUGAAUCUUUCCCCAUUUUCUCUCUCGCCCACACCCCAACACCACUUCAGUUUAAAUAAGUUUUGUUAUGUUACAAAGGUGAAUAAAUAGUUUUCUGGGUUUUGAUUGAUUAUGCUUCCAUUAUGAAGGCUCUGAUCCUGCACGGAGACCUCGCAACUGUUUAGAGUUCCAUUGAAAUCUGAAAUAAAGCAAGAGAGUAAGGACCAUCAGAUGACAACUAGGGGUCAUCUUGCCCAAAUUGUAAUCUUUACAGUGAGAAGAACAGGAAAAGCUGCAACUUUGGGCAAAUUGUAUAGAACAUUCAGAUACACUGUAAUUAUAAAAAAAAGAGAGAGAGAAUUAUUUUUUCAAAUGAGAAGAAAUUAUCGCUAGUGUUUAGCCAGUCGAGAGCUGAUAAACUGAAAUUCCAAAUUUUCUUCUGAUUUGUAUAAUUAUAGGUUUUUCAAACUGUUUUGAUUUGGUUUUAGGACUCUGAACUGCAAUCAAGGUACAGUCCAGAAAAUCUGAAAUUCCCUAAUGUUCAAAUAUCUGUAAGUGUAGUAUUGAGAUGUCAUAUACAUCCAUGGUAUGAAAAACAAGUGUAUUAAAAUACUAAUGUUUUUGUGACUAUAUUAUGGCUUAACUCCUUCAGGUAUCUUUUAAAACAUGUAUUGGCCAAGGCAUCCACUAAUAGCGAGACUAUGUAUAGGCAAUAUCUGUAUACAAAAAAAAAAUCCUUAUGUAUAUACUGCAUACUCAUUGUAGUUCAGUUUAUGCAGGGCAAUAGCUAUUUUGCACAGAGGAAAUGAUGGCCGCAUAAGGAAAGAAGAGGCAACAGUCAUUCCACACAGGCCCACCACACAGGCCCGUCUCACAAAGUACAUGUGCAUAGGGUUUGCAGAAUUUGAGUAGGAUGCAAAGGGAGCAGUGGAGGAUGACUCUACACUGCAUUAUCCCACUCCAGACUGACGUUGUGUGAGCCAUGCUACCAGAGGGAGAAGGCCCAGAGAGUAACUUGCAGGGGCUGUUCCUUUAUACAGAUGUCCAAGAUCCGUUUGGAUCACCGGACAUCUGUGCAGAUGGAAAGGUGUGCCUGUUUCCCCUGUCUGGAGAAGAUGACAUCACCUUGGGUCUCCUUGAGUGUAGGCCCAUGGAGUUUCCUCAAUCAAUGUAUUCCCGCCUGCAGGCCAGGGGAAUAUAUUAAGGGGCUUAGUGUAGUUUUUAAAAAAUUCUACUGUGAUCUUCCUGUUGACAGCUAUUUGUAUGGUUCCUAAAGUCACGUGUUAGGGUCUGUCACAAUUCAGGAUAUCCAGCUCAUUGAUCGUUAUCUGCUCAGGUGAACAUGCAUUUUUAAAAGUGCCUAUUAGACAUACCUCUGCCAUAAAUAAUAAUUCAGUUGAGACUCAAACUGGAAGAACUGAACUGAGCCUGUGAUUCAAUGGUGCUGCCUCAUACACCACCUCUGACCUUAAGAUGUGCUAAUACUUACUGUGCAUAUGAAAGACUCCUGGUUUUUUGAAUCGAUACUUGACAAAAUUCUGUGGUAGGACUCUGAUGCAGGCUACUGCUCUGUAGUAAUCAGGAAUAGGAGAUGCUAUGGAAAGACUUUUUAGAGGAUGGAAUGAGAAGCUUUUAGUGUCUAAUGCUUCAGUGUUCUGUAAAAUGCUUGCCACGAGUCAUGUAUUAGGACAGUAGCUAAAUAAGUAAGAGGAGAACUUUAUCUCCCCAUGCAUUUAUUGUGUAAGUUAGAUAGCCGCACCUGCUGGUAGACACCCAGUACUCUCUUUUGCCCUGCCAUGUGCCUUGUAUAUAUCUUUGUUCUUUUGACUUAUUGUGGAACUGAGGCUUAAAUGGGUUGUGUUAGUCUGCCUUUUAAAAUUUGCAAGAAUCUUGAAAGCUACCCACUUUCACAAAGAGCUGUUCCACCUCUGAGAAUGGGGAACCUAUUAUUGUUAAUAGGCAAAACCCAUUCUUCCUUUGUUCCUCCUUCCAGAAGUCCAUUCCAGUUUAAUUUGUAUUUAAAUUAAAAUGCUUGCUCAAGUUUUAUUUCAAGACGGCUUCUUGUAUUGGAGGAAACAUGGUUUUGCUUUGCAUUAAGUUUUGUGUUUUGUUGAGGUUUUCCUCUACUUCAAAAACUACAUUGGUUCUGAAUAAUUUUUUCUUCUUUCCUGUUGCACUUCUGCUUGAGCCUGGAGCAAACUCCCAUUCCUUUAUUUGUGUCAGCAAUGACCAUGAAAGCAAUUGUGAGAGCCCAAAUUCACUCCAAUUAGAAGUCAAGGUGACUUUGGAGAGAGCAAGCCUCCGAACCGAAAUAGCUGGGUUAGCAAACAAGGCCAAAAACACUUGUAAGGACCAAGUGAAAGGCAAAUGGACUUGUCUGUGCUCCAUUUUCCCACAGUGUGAUAGUUCCUCAAAGUAUUCAGGUUCCAUGAGCAGGCGGAUGCUGGGACAUGUAAAUGUAAAUUGUGCUUACAUUUGAAAGGAUCACAACAUUUUAUAUGCUAAGCUUUGAACUUUUUAAAUCACUUCAGACUUCAAUAAUUUCAAUUGAAAUUUGGAUUGGCUUUUUAAAAAUAUUAAGUCAAUUACUUACCCAUUUAAUUUUGUUAAAGCUUUACUGUGGUAGUCUGGAUUUUCAUGUAUACCCAUCAGGGAACUAAAACAGUGGAGAGUGAUUAAGAUGAAUCACUCUAGUUGCAAACACCUCCGGAGAGGUACCAACCCCUGGGGAUAUUUGCAUGCACUGGUUCAAACUGGGUUCCCGGAGACCAACAGGCACAGGGAUUUUGGCAUAAAAAGUCUUGAGUUUAAAUUGACACAGGGCCUUUCUGAUCCAGCAAACAGGACCUUCUGUCCAAAGAUGGCCCAACCCUUGCAGAAAGAUUGGAGAAAUCUUGGCUUAAUAGGACCCCCAUAAGACUACUGGUGACCUCUGGAAAAUUUUUAGCAUGCGUAUAGGAGUGUUUAUUAUUUUUUGUAUGUUUUCUCUGUAAUGCUUUUACCCUAAGAAUAAAUGUGCUUUGCUUUGUGAAGGAUGGUUGGUAACUGGUGCACACUGUUGUAGCACACUGUUGUAGAAAGGUUAACUGGUCAGACCUGCUGGGGAAAUCCCAGUGAAGUGCAGAGGGAAGAACUGCAAACCUAACCUCCCAGUCUGGAUGGAAAGAGACACUGUUGUCCAGGGAAGGUGACAGCUGGAAGUCUGAAACUUUAAGCUGGUGCCCUUGAGGAAGACUGGGGGUGGGGAAGAGCAUUUAACCCUGAAACUGUGAUGGAUCGCUCCGAUCAGGAAAGCAUUAGCACCAUCAUGCAAAAGUUUAGUCUCUGGAAAUAAAGUACUGCCAAUCGGGAUGUAAUUACCCUGCUUGUAACUUGGCUAGGACACCAGGGCUAUCAGCACAUGUUUCAAAAACUGACCUGGAAACUUUUAUCAGAUCAGUAACAAAACAAUCCACUGACUUUCCUAAUUAUUUCUAACACUCUAAGCUAUUCGGUUUUUCUCCAAAACAGGAUUGUAAAACGUUAUUGGGCGCCCUCAUAUGCAUCUUUCAUGUGGUAAACUAGAAAACUUAUCUGCAACUGAGGCUUGAUAGUACUUACAAUGUCCUCACUUUAAUCUUAAUUUUGGUCUCCAGAAAUAUUUGUGUCUUCCUCCAUUUGUAGGUCCUUGUUUUGUUAGCCUUCUCUCUCCUUGGUAUCUUAAGGAAAUAUAAGCAACUGAAAACUGGCCAGAUUCCUACUCCUAGUUGCUAAAAUUGGGAAAUGUUUUCAAUGAUAGUAAACAGCAGAGUUUCGUAAUUUGUACCUGAUGAUCUUUUUUCUUUGGGACUUGAAAGGGAAAUGGGGAUCAGUUCCAGUAUUCAAAACAGCAGACCCACCUACUUUUUGCCUCCAUGCUAAAGUUAUAUUUUUCCGAUCUCUGUAAAGCAAAAUCUAGCCCUUCCACUCCAGAACCUCCUGAAGGAGGAAAAUGCAUCAUGAAUGCAAUGGAAUUUUAUUCUCUUAAUAUUCUGGUUUUUAAAGGAUUGUGUAAACAUUGUCUACACUGGUGCUUCACUUGCCUCUAUAAAAGGGAAUCGCAGGGACCAAACGUUUUAAAGGCCUUGACAUUUUUAUAUUUGACUCCCUACCCUCCAAUCCCCUGUUACAUGUAUUAUUGUACUUCCCACAUCUGAAAGGGAAAUGCCCAGAAAUGAGGGAUAUCUAUAUCACAGAUAUGUCAGUUGGCUUGGAUUAGUGAGGCCUGUCAUGAUGAUUCAAUCUUUAAUAAUGGGAGGAGGCUUUCUAGCUUUUGAAGUAGACCUUAAACCCACUAACCUCACUAAUAGUUAUGGUUUUUAAUGUGACUUAAAGCUGUUCCACAUCUGUCAAUGUUUUAUAAAUCAUAGUUUGAAAUUAUUGUGUAUUUCAAACACAUGACUUGGGGAAAUAAGUCAGUUUUUCCUGCUCUGACUACUGUAGAUCAGAAGCCAUUUGCACAAAUCUCUUAACAACUGCUAUUUUCAGUCUUGAAGUCUUUUCAGCAUUUUAACAAGGCUUUAGAGGUUCUGAUAAAUCAAAGCUGGGGGGGUGCAGUACUGUAGUUGUAUGUUUGCCAAAGAAUUCUCAAUCCGAAGCCUAGACACAUUUUGGAAAGCCAUAAGGAAAUCACGUAACGUUACUCAUACCUUAAUUUUAUUUUUCUCCUACUGAAAUAUAUCCAGAUGUUUAGAUGUGAUUGGGCGGUAUUUGUGAGCCUGAUGUAAAGAGAAUUAAUUUGUUAGAGAUACUUUCAGCUUGAGCCUAGUACCAAAAUUUAGAAUAUAAAAAUCCAGAAAAUUAUUGACAAGAAAUGUAAUAACGUCCAUUGUACUGCUUUAUUUACCCCAAAUUGAAGUUUAAUUUUUCAUGCCCUUUCCAAAAAUGGGGGAUGCAAAAUAUCCGAAACUUAACAUUUUAAAAUGUUUUUUUUAAAAUGUGAGUCUUUUUUAAAGUUCUUUUUAAUUUAAAAAAAAAAUUUCAAAUAAGCUUUUUUUAUCUCUUGGUGUACUUUUUUUAAAAAUUGUAUUCCAAUAACAUGGAUGUUUGCUAGUUUAAGCUUAUUUAACUGUUUGUGAAUGUUAUGAUCUGUAGCAACUUUGACUGUUUUUGAAGUUUGAGAGCUGUUAAGGAUUUCAGAACUUAAUUUCUUAAUUGCAAAAUCAACUAUAAACAGUUUUUUGUCUUUUUAAAGCAUGUUAAUGGGUUUUCAAGAAACAUUUCUUUUAUAUAUGGAUAGUGUAAGCUGUUAUAGUUUUAAUGUUUAAUAGACCAAUGAAGUUCUGCCUGUUUGAAAUUACAAUGAAUUGUUUUACAUGUACAAAGUUUUAGAAAUCUAACUGCGUAAUUUAAUAAAGUUUGUAUUAAAUUUAUUUAGUUCUUUGGCAGAUACGUCUUUAGGGCAUAACUGGUUGAGGGAAAAUUUCAUUUUUAUUAAACGUUUUUCUGUGUUU
Molecule: messenger RNA, 9946 nt
Organism: Chelonia mydas (Green sea turtle)
Lineage: Eukaryota; Metazoa; Chordata; Testudines; Cheloniidae
Gene: SERINC5
Product: serine incorporator 5
Exons: 13
Coding region: 385-1773 (462 amino acids)
Cellular component (GO): membrane
Source: RefSeq, a predicted model, not a curated record